Molecule: messenger RNA, 252 nt
Organism: Dentiscutata erythropus
Lineage: Eukaryota; Fungi; Glomeromycota; Glomeromycetes; Diversisporales; Gigasporaceae
Source: the annotation of a GenBank genome assembly
AUGAAUAUCACUAAAAAUACGAUUAUUUUAUUCUUUCUAUGUAUUCUUAUCGCCUCUGGCGUUCUCGCCCAAGCACCAGCAGCAACAGAUGGUGGCUCUCCUAAGGGCGCCGCUCCAUCUCCUGCUGGAAGUGCUGCUCCAACAUCCUCAACCGCUCCCAAAGCAGCAGCUGCUUCAAGCGUUCGUGUUGACGGUUUUGGAAUGAUCAUUGGUUCUUUUGUUGCUUUAUUCAUUGGUGGUUUAUUAUAUUAA